Molecule: messenger RNA, 2481 nt
Organism: Juglans regia (Persian walnut)
Lineage: Eukaryota; Viridiplantae; Streptophyta; Magnoliopsida; Fagales; Juglandaceae
Product: ureide permease 1-like
Exons: 7
Coding region: 1280-2272 (330 amino acids)
Biological process (GO): nitrogen compound transport
Cellular component (GO): membrane
Molecular function (GO): uracil:monoatomic cation symporter activity; allantoin:proton symporter activity
Source: RefSeq, a predicted model, not a curated record
UGUGACCUCUUGCUGGGGAAGAAAAUAUUGAGAAUCUGACGACUUGUUUAUUGUAGUCAACCAUAAAUGACUGGCUCUUUUUUAUUGUUCUGUCUGAGCUGGAAGUAUAAAGGACAUUGGUUCACAUUUUUCUAUGGAUAUGAGUUGAAUAGAUCUGGAAACCCAAUUUUUUUUUGCUCCACUUGUGGUAAAAAACCCAACUAGAUCACAUUAACAUACAUGCCAACCUUCUACUUUGUUCUCUCUCUUCCUCCAGUUCAUUGGGCUAUUACCUUUUCCAUGCAUAUGAAAUGAAUAGGGGCAAAAGUACUGUCUAAGAUCAGUAUACAGAAAAGAAAGAAAUACUUCAUUCUUUCGAUCUUUUCAUGGAUUGGGAACUGUAAUGACUGUAAAUUUAUUCAGCUGUAACUCUGAACAAUUAAAACAGAGGAGCUUAUCGUAUGUAGAUUGAUAUCCCAUGUUUUAUUGCUUAACUAAGUAUGUGGAAACUAUCGGAAAGUUUGGGUGCAGAUCUAUGAAAAGAAUUAAGACGGAGGUUUUUUUUCCUAAGUGGAGUUAGAUAAUCACUGAUAGUGCUCUAGUGUAUUAUGUCUUCUCUCUCUCUCUGGGGAUGUAAGAUUGUAGCUGCAGUAAAAAAUUUGCUUGCUUGUUUGAAAAAGUAUGAAGCUAUCUUUCUGGACAGCUCACUUGUAUGAAAAAUUCCUGCAACUCUGUUGUGUCAAUAAUAGUUAUAUGUGAUAACAGCUGAUUUGUUGUUGAAGUCUGGUUGUAUAGCUUGGGUACAAGUCCUCCCAACUGCUUGAAAAUUGUCUUCGCUCUGUGCAACUUCCAAACUAACAAUUGGUUGUUGUUCGUGAGGAAAAAAUGCGUGAAAAUAUGAACUUAAUUUUUAGUUGAUGCUCUUGAUGAUUUCACUUAGGAAAGCCAUCUACUCCAGACUUUCUAGGAUUUAGGCGGCUAAACUCUGGUAUUGUGAUUUAUUGGCAUGUUUACUAAUCGACUCUAGGACACCAUAGUGUGAAUGCUGGGACGUAAUGAGGGAUGCUCCUUUGAGAUGAGAGAAUGCCUUGGAAGCUGUUGAAGGAUGCUGAAUGAAAUGUCAUUGGAUGACGAAAUCUCUUUUGUUGCUUGGGGAUGAUGCCAUGCUUUCUUAAAUAAUUGAAUCUACAAAGUAGUUCUGAAUCUUCUGAGGUGAUUGAUGCUACAUAGUUGGACGUGAGUCUCGGUUCAAUGGCAUCAUAUCAGUUACAACUGAUCUGUGAUUUCAUUAUGGUGCUUGAUGCAGAAUAACUGGCCCUCUGUUUUGUUUGCAAUGUCGGGUGGGGUGGUGCUCAGCAUUGGCAACCUAUCUACUCAGUAUGCUUGGGCUUUUGUUGGUUUAUCAGUGACGGAAGUGAUCACUUCAAGCAUCACUGUGGUUAUAGGCACAACCUUGAAUUACUUUUUGGAUGACAAAAUCAACAAAGCUGAGAUUCUUUUCCCUGGUGUCGGUUGCUUCUUGACUGCGGUUUGUCUUGGCUCUUUUCUUCAUGCAUCCAAUGCAGCUGAUAAUAAAAAAAAGCUUGAAAGUUUGUCAAGUGAUUAUACAGUUGGAGCCGAGGCUACAGAUGUUUCCACGUCUAAAGAAACAGUUACAAACAAUGUUGGAGCGAAGGAUCUCGAAAAUGGAAGUUGUUCUGCAGGGAAAGCCAAAGCUGGGACUGCAGGUUUUCUCAUAGCACUUGAGAACAGAAGAGCAAUUAAGGUGUUUGGGAAGAGCACCUUGAUUGGACUGACCAUAACUUUCUUUGCUGGUGGCUGCUUCUCUCUAUUCACACCAGCAUUCAAUUUGGCAACAAAUGAUCAAUGGGACACUUUAAAGGAAGGGGUUCCUCACUUGUCUGUCUAUACAGCAUUUUUCUACUUCUCAGUCUCCUGUUUUGUCCUUGCCAUCAUUCUGAACAUCACCUUCCUUUACCACCCUGUACUAAAUUUACCCAGAUCAUCACUUAAGGCUUAUGUGAGAGACUGGAAUGGCCGAGGCUGGGCCUUUUUGGCUGGAUUUUUGUGUGGGUUUGGCAAUGGUCUCCAAUUUAUGGGGGGUCAAGCUGCAGGAUAUGCGGCUGCAGAUGCUGUUCAGGCACUUCCACUUGUGAGCACCUUUUGGGGAAUACUUAUCUUUGGAGAGUAUCGGAAAUCAUCAGGAAGGACAUAUGUAUUACUUGUCAGUAUGUUGUUUAUGUUUAUUGUAGCUGUUGGAGUUCUUAUGGGAUCAUCAGGGCAUCGAAAAUAAGUAGGCUGCCGAAAGGGCAUUGCUAGAAAUUCCACCUUAAAAUUAAUUGCACUCCUCUUGUAUUUCUGGUUGAUGCAUUGCUAUGUCGCGGGAUGCUGGUUGAUCAUGUGAAUGUCCAUCUAUUCUGAUCAAUAUUGGCUUCUGCUGUCCAUUUUGAGUGUUGAGACAGCAUGUAUCUUUUAGGAAUAUGCAUAGUAAAUUACACUGUA